AUGCUUAAUUUCUCAAUCAUUAGUUGAAGAAAAAAUGCAGAAAGCUGUACUGAAAUUGGAUGUUUGCUGUGAAAGAACCAAACAAAAAGCUAUGUCAACAGUCUGUUGUCUAUCAGGAGUCCAGUCGGUAGACGUUAAGGAAGGUAAACUAACUGUGGUCGGAGAGAUUGAUGCCUUUAUGAUUGUGAAGAAACUGCAGAAGAUAUGUUAUACCGAGAUAAUCACGGUUGGGCCGGCUAAAGAACCCGAGAAGAAGCCUGAGCCGAAACCUGAUCCGAAACCCCAAGAAGUAAUUUGUCACUAUAUCCCCACAUGUUUUCCACCUUACUAUCAUAAUUUCAACGGAUGUGACCACUAAAAUCCCCAUGGUUGCGUAAUCUCAUAAAAAGAAAAAAAAAGAUUGGACCAAGUCGGUACCCAAUUCUACCCUUAUAGUCAUUUGUCAUCAGUUUCUUUGUACUCAAUGGUUUUGCUAUGUUGUUGCUGUAAUGCUCUAAAAUUUAAAUAUAGUUUGUAAAAGUGCAACAUCCCACUUCAUGGUAUAUGAAGGUGUACGUGGAAAAGUUUUUAAAAAUUGAUUUGUCUACUUAUACAUCAAAAUACUUUUAUUUUCAGUUAUUAGUCUUGAUAGAACUUCAAAGUUAGGUGUAUUUCAACAUGAAUAUUAUACUGGAUGGUGAACUA
This is a messenger RNA of Raphanus sativus (radish), 684 nucleotides long. RefSeq names its product heavy metal-associated isoprenylated plant protein 12. Gene Ontology annotation, molecular function: metal ion binding. The transcript is spliced from 3 exons. The record is from RefSeq and is a predicted model, not a curated record. NCBI's taxonomy places the organism in Eukaryota, Viridiplantae, Streptophyta, Magnoliopsida, Brassicales, Brassicaceae. The coding region runs from base 35 to 358 and encodes 107 amino acids.